AUGGCUGAAGAUGGUAGCCAUGGCACCUCCACCUCUGAUUCCUCAACAACCAUCAUUAAUUUUCUUUGUAAAUUUCUCGCCGUUCAGCAGCAUUGGGCCGAAGCUUAUUCCAACCUCAAAAGGGGAUUUUCAGAGUAUAUGAUUUUGGGAAAUGAAUUGGCCUAUCAACAGCUUUGCAGUGACAUUACACUAGAGUUCAAUAACUGCUCUAAACAAGUACUAAAGAAGGCUGGUCGGCCAUCAGAACGUUUGGUGAGCCAUGCGGAUUGCAAAUUUGAGAAACCAAUGGAGCAUGAGUGUGUGCAUGUCCAUGAGAUUACAGAAGCUGCUGGGACUGAAGAGGCAGAAGCAGAUGCUAUGUAUGAUAAAGAACUAAAGGAGGCCAUUAGAGGAGUACAGGAUGCUGUGACUGCUAUAAACGAGCAUUAG
This is a messenger RNA of Humulus lupulus (European hop), 429 nucleotides long. RefSeq lists its product as uncharacterized. The coding region runs from base 1 to 429 and encodes 142 amino acids. The record is from RefSeq and is a predicted model, not a curated record. Lineage: Eukaryota; Viridiplantae; Streptophyta; Magnoliopsida; Rosales; Cannabaceae. The transcript has 3 exons.